GGGGCCAAUGGGGCGGCGGCGCUGUCGGGGGUGCGCGUUGGCGGCGGCGGGGGCUGCUCCCCUUUCUCUCCCGUGCGCAGCGGGGCCGGCGGCGGCCGCAGGCUCGUGAAGCAAUAGGCUGUUGGAUUUUGAUCCCGCCCAGAAUACUUGAGUUUUUCUCAGCAAGGAUAUAUAACAGCGGUUUUGUCUGCCCACCUAAGAAGAAGAGGUAAUGGAGACUGAACAACAGGAGGAGACCUUUACCAACACAGAGACAAAUGACCUCUCUACAGGCAAACGUCCUGCAGAAGAUAUGGAGGAAGAACAGGCAUUCAAGAGAUCUCGGAAUACGGAUGAGAUGGUUGAAUUGCGCAUCCUGCUUCAGAGCAAAAACGCUGGAGCAGUGAUUGGAAAAGGUGGCAAAAAUAUUAAGGCACUUCGUACAGACUACAAUGCCAGUGUUUCAGUCCCAGACAGCAGUGGCCCCGAGCGCAUCUUGAGUAUAAGUGCAGAUAUAGAGACAAUCGGAGAAAUCUUGAAGAAGAUUAUCCCUACUUUAGAAGAGGCGUCCUUCAUGCAGUAUCAACACUACAAAGGCAGCGACUUCGACUGCGAAUUAAGACUUCUUAUUCACCAAAGUCUGGCAGGAGGAAUUAUUGGCGUCAAGGGUGCUAAAAUCAAAGAACUCAGAGAGAACACUCAGACUACCAUUAAGCUCUUCCAGGAGUGUUGUCCUCAUUCAACUGACAGAGUGGUGCUUAUUGGUGGAAAACCUGAUAGAGUUGUUGAAUGUAUCAAGAUUAUUCUGGAUCUGAUCUCUGAGUCUCCGAUUAAAGGACGGGCCCAGCCUUACGAUCCCAAUUUCUAUGAUGAAACAUAUGACUAUGGUGGCUUCACAAUGAUGUUUGAUGAUAGACGGGGACGUCCAGUAGGCUUUCCAAUGCGUGGGAGAGGAGGUUUUGAUCGCAUGCCUCCUGGUCGUGGUGGCCGACCUAUGCCUCCAUCAAGAAGAGAUUAUGAUGAUAUGAGCCCUCGCAGAGGACCUCCACCACCUCCGCCAGGUCGUGGGGGCAGAGGUGGCAGCAGAGCUCGUAACCUUCCUCUUCCUCCUCCUCCACCUCCUCGUGGCGGAGAUCUGAUGUCUUAUGACCGAAGGGGCAGACCUGGAGACCGUUAUGAUGGAAUGAUGAUGCAGUGUCAUGUGGAUGCCUGUGAUGACAUGCAGCCACCAGAACUGUUUGAGGGUGGCUCUGGAUAUGACUAUUCUUAUGCAGGGGGCCGUGGUUCAUAUGGAGAUCUUGGUGGACCCAUCAUCACAACACAAGUAACGAUUCCCAAAGAUUUGGCAGGAUCUAUUAUUGGAAAGGGAGGCCAGAGAAUCAAACAAAUACGUCAUGAGUCAGGAGCUUCGAUCAAAAUUGAUGAACCAUUAGAAGGCUCAGAAGAUCGGAUUAUAACUAUUACAGGAACACAGGACCAGAUACAAAAUGCACAGUAUUUACUGCAGAACAGUGUGAAGCAGUAUGCAGAUGUUGAAGGAUUCUAAUGCAAGAUUAUUUUUUCUUUUUUAUAGUGUGAAGCAGUAUUCUGGAAAGUUUUUCUAAGACUAGUGAAGAACUGAAGGAGUCCUGCAACCUUUUUUUUUUAUCUGCUUCUGUUUAAAAAGCCAACAUUCCUCUGCUUCAUAGGUGUUCUGCAUUUGAGGUGUAGUGGAAUCUUUGCUGUCCACCAGAUGUAAUGUUUUAGUUCUUUACAAAUAUUUGGGGGGAGGGAAAGGGCGCGUGAGACUAACGUGAAAUUUUGAAACAGCAGCAGAGAGAGUGAAUUUUAUUUUUGUUCAUUGUUGGUGGUAAAUUGUAAUGUUUCUCUGUAACUAUUGUGAACACCCUGCUGUUAUGUACACUGUACUUUUUUGAAGGGGGGAGAAUGCUGGUAGUCCACGUGCCCCUGGCAUCCUUUGAGAGCAGUGUGCAGAAUGUAAUGCUCUUUUGUAAGAAACGUUUCAUGAUUUUUAAAUAAAUUUAGUGAACCUACUCUUGGUGGUCAUCUUUCUUUAGAUAUAAAUAAGGUAAUACCUAAAAUUGAUACACCCUUCAUUUUUUCUCCCCACAAGAAAAUGCAUACAUGAAAGUUGCUGUUAAGCUUGCUCUUACGCUUCUUUGAUAUAGAUGGAGUUCUGUGUUCUUGACAAAUUAAAGAAACCGUGUGAAAACAAUGGCUCAGCUUUGCUGUUUGGGAAAAAAAAAAUGCAAAAAUACUCAUGCAAACUUUGUGUAAAACUUUUUUGCAAGUGUUUGGCCCUCUUUGCAGUACAUAUAUAUAUUGGUGACAGUAUAUAAAUAAAAUAUUUAAAAACUUUGUGAUGUCACUGAUUAAACAGUGGUAAAGUACACCUGGUUUUCAGCAGCUUGCUUAAUGCAAAUAACACUUAGAAAUGGCAGUUGGUGUACCAUUACGGAAUGAAUUCUAGUUGUUUUCAGAGCUUUCAUUUGUAUAAGGUAGACAUUCUUAUAAAUUGGCAAAUUGACCGUAUAUAACUCUGUAACUUGUUUUUCAUUGUAUUCAAAACUUAACCUUGUUUGAUUUCCCUGUUGUAUGUUGAAUUCCAUAGGAAAUAUGUGAGAAAUUAAAAAAGGUGAAUCCUCUGGAUAUCUCAUGUAAUACCUUCGCAUUUGUAUUUAUAGUUUACCAGUUCUAAUUUCACUUCCUAAAUAAUAAUAAUAAAACAGUUUACAAACU
Messenger RNA from Oxyura jamaicensis (ruddy duck), 2718 nucleotides. RefSeq names its product heterogeneous nuclear ribonucleoprotein K (gene HNRNPK). NCBI's taxonomy places the organism in Eukaryota, Metazoa, Chordata, Aves, Anseriformes, Anatidae. The record is from RefSeq and is a predicted model, not a curated record. Gene Ontology annotation, cellular component: cytoplasm; nucleus. Gene Ontology annotation, biological process: regulation of transcription by RNA polymerase II; regulation of mRNA splicing, via spliceosome. The transcript has 16 exons. Gene Ontology annotation, molecular function: mRNA binding. The coding region runs from base 212 to 1525 and encodes 437 amino acids.